CCCCCCCAUCGCGUGCUUCCCCCUCCUCGCCCAUCGCCAAACUAAAUGUCCCCUUUCAGCCCGGGGUGCCCGGCUCCCCCGGGCCCCCUCCGCCCCGGCUGCCCGGCGCCCAUUGGCCCGAGGCCGGGGCGCCGCCGGCAUCAUUCGGCGCUGCUUGCUCUUAAACCUCAGCCCCCUUCCCGCCGGCACCCUUCGGCACACCGCCGGGCCCCUCGGAGCCGGCCGGUGACAGGAGCCACCAUGUCUCAGGGUGCCGGGGGCAGCAGCAGCCUCCUCCUCCUCCUCGCCGGGCUCCUCUCGGCACUGGGGCCAUCCCCAGCAACCUCCAUCCAUGUGUACACGCAACGGGAGGUGCAUGGCACCGUCGGUUCCCACGUCACCCUCUCCUGCAGCUUCUGGUCCAGUGAGUGGAUCUCCGAGGACAUCUCCAUCACGUGGCACUUCCAAGCUGAGGGCUCCCGUGACAGCAUCUCCAUAUUCCACUAUGCCAAGGGCCAGCCCUACAUCGAUGAAGUGGGCAACUUCAAGGAGCGGAUGGAGUGGGUGGGUAACCCCCGCCGCAAGGACGGCUCCAUCGUCAUCCACAACCUGGACUACACUGACAACGGCACCUUCACCUGUGAUGUCAAGAACCCACCCGACAUCGUGGGCAAGUCCUCCCAGGUCACGCUCUAUGUCUUCGAGAAAGUGCCCACCCGCUACGGUGUUGUGCUGGGCUCCAUCAUUGGCGGGGCUCUGCUGCUGGUGGCCGUGGUGGUGGCCCUCGUCUAUCUCCUCCGCUACUGCUGGCUGCGGCGGCAGGUGGCCCUGCAGCGACGGCUGAGGUGA
Molecule: messenger RNA, 828 nt
Organism: Apus apus (common swift)
Lineage: Eukaryota; Metazoa; Chordata; Aves; Apodiformes; Apodidae
Gene: MPZ
Product: myelin protein zero
Exons: 4
Coding region: 46-828 (260 amino acids)
Biological process (GO): myelination
Cellular component (GO): membrane
Source: RefSeq, a predicted model, not a curated record